Molecule: messenger RNA, 327 nt
Organism: Pediculus humanus corporis (human body louse)
Lineage: Eukaryota; Metazoa; Arthropoda; Insecta; Psocodea; Pediculidae
Exons: 3
Coding region: 1-327 (108 amino acids)
Source: RefSeq, a predicted model, not a curated record
AUGUCUUUUAAAUAUUUUGAAGCAGAAUCACAUAUUUCAACUUACAAUAAAUUUAGACCAAUUCCACCAAAAAGCCUAAUUGAAAAAAUUAUCGAGUUCACAAAAAGGGAAAAGGUACUCGAACCUUUUGAAUUGGCCGUUGAUGUGGGUUGUGGUUCCGGACAAAGUACCGAAGUUUUAUCGCCAUUUUUUAAAAGAGUCAUUGGAAUUGAUUCAAGUGAUUUGAUUAUUGAAGAAGCGAGAAAAAAAUGUCAUUGUUUGAAUGUUUUUUACAGUUGGACAAGCACUCCAUUGGCUGGAUGUUUCAAAGUUUUACAAAGAAGUUGA